Podarcis lilfordi (Lilford's wall lizard) is the source of this 1773-nucleotide messenger RNA. The record is from the annotation of a GenBank genome assembly. Lineage: Eukaryota; Metazoa; Chordata; Lepidosauria; Squamata; Lacertidae.
AUGGCCCAACUGGCCAUGGAAAACGAUCUCUGCAUCGCAAAUGGUAACAUUACUCCCUUGUCCUCGCAGCAAUUAACGUGCAUCACUUCCCGGGGAACCAGUGUUGUCGACUACAUUUUAUUGACGCCGGAGCUAUUCUCAAUUUCUACAAAAAUGGAAGUGGCUGAAUAUUUUGGUGGUGACCACCUUCCAUUGACUCUAAUGUUAAACCUAAUAGAGCCACUCCCAGUCUCCUCAAACUAUAGAACCAUGGUACAAAGCCACCCUGUAUACAAAACAAAGAAAUGGACAAGCCUCAGCUCCUCUCUUGCCCUGGACAUACAAAAAUCAUUUGAUAUGUCUGCAGUUCCCUCUGAUCCAAUCCUGCCCGCUGACCAAUACCGGAAAUUACUUGAUGCUUUCUCAACAACUUACAUAACCACCACCUCGCCUACUUACCAACGCCUCUUCUCUGAAUCGCCCUGGUUUGACAAGGAAUGUAAAGCCCUAAGAAGGCGAAUUAGGAAAAUGGUCAGAAUCAUCAAAUCUUCCAACGACCCCCAAACCCGUGCAAAGCUCAUAGAUAUUAAAAGGACAUAUAGAAACAUGAUUCAUUGCAAGAAACAGCAGUACAUCUUUGAGGCUUGGUCCACUCUUCGUUCGGCUGUAGAGAGGCAUGACUCCCGCUCCUUCUGGCGCCUAGUUAGACCUUCGGCACCAUUCAAUCCAGCUACCCAGAUUUCCGCGGAUGAAUGGAUUGCUUAUUAUUCAACUAGUUUCGCUUCUCCAAACCAUCUUACAGAUCUCCUUCAAUCCCCAUUGGACCUCAGUUCCUGCUCUCUUAGUCCCACUUCUUCAAUAAACUUUACUUCAACUCGCAUUUUCAACAUCAUAAUGUCAAUGCAAAGGAAUAAGGCCCCCGGCCCAGACAUGGUCCCGUUGGACCUUUUCCUGACUGAUCCUCUUUGGUGGAGCGAACACCUGACUCCUGUAUUCACCGCUAUCUCCUCCGCCCUAGACAUCCCCGACUCCUGGAGAGAAGCUAUAAUAGUUCCGAUCUUCAAAGGCGGCCAGCCAAACAUCCCUAGGAACUAUCGCCCCAUCAGCUUAUUAUCCAUCCCGGGGAAAAUAUUUGCCGCUGUUUUACUGGAGGAACUUCUCUCAUGGGUCCAGGAGAGGAACAUUCUACCGCUAGAACAGAUUGGUUUCCGAAAGUCAGCGUCAACCAUGGACCAUUGUCUAACUCUCUUUCACCUUGCCAGUAAAUACACUGCUCCAAGGCAAGGCCACCUAUUUGCCGCUUUCAUGGACCUGGAGGCCGCCUUUGAUUCCAUUCCUAGGCAGAGAUUAUGGUCCAAACUUGCCCAUCUGGGAAUUGAUCCGCACCUUCUCUCCCUAAUUAUCUCCCUUUAUUCAAACACCACAGCUCGCGUCCGAACUAGUCCAAACGGCUUCCCCACUACUCCAUUUCCAACGGCCAAGGGCGUCCGACAAGGUUGCCUCUUGGCCCCUUUACUGUUUAAUCUCUAUCUUCAUGAUGCAAUUUCCACUUUGAAGCUAGCAUCUAAGUAUCCUCCUCACUUAGCAGGCCACCCCGUUGCUUCCCUUUUCUAUGCUGAUGAUGCCGUCAUCUUAUCCAGAACAGCUGCGGAUCUAGCAAAUGCAGUUAAUGCAUUUAUCGCCUAUUGUAAGGCGGAAGCUCUUAAUAUUAAUUAUAAAAAUCGAAAGUCCUCCACUUCACUCGUUCCCGCAAACUCAAGUUGGAGCCGCUUAAGAUCACAGGUGGCUACUUAG